AUCCACACGCAAUUCUCGACAUGGGUCCUGCCGUUGUGCUGCACCUCAAUUUGCGCACCCGUUCGUACUAUGCUAGUGUACCUAUCUGACCUGUCCAUUAUCCAUUUGCUGUCCCUCUUUGGCCGCGCAAAUCUGGAUUUCGCUCCAUGUCUAGCUGCAUCUGUCGGCUCUCAAAUGGAGAUGGCAUCAAGACUACGGGUACGCUUGUCAGGCCGGGCCGUGAGAUGUGAAGUGUGGACGUAGACGUGGACACCAACUGGACCACACCUCACUCCUUCUGGAGCAAGCGUCCGGACCUUGGACAUUGCAUAGGUACGCAGUACGGAUACCGGUAUUGCACACUCGCACACUUGUAAUUGUUGGACAACUUUUUUUUAUGGUCACUCCGGAGUUCCUUCCCAAGCUCCCCCCAUCAUCCAUCCCAUCUCUCAUCCCGUCCUCUCUCUCAUCCCAUCCUGGGUCUGUUCCCAUACUUUCCCUGCAGACCACUCGCGCCCUUUUUUUCUUCUUCCUUUCUUGCUUGCUUUCCUAUUGCGCUGCCAAAUCUACCUUCUCGCAUUUGCUGCUGUUCGCCAAUUGUCCUUCAUCACAGCCGCACUCCUGCGGACCCGUCCACGUCGCCUACUUUCAAACGUCGACCAUCCCGCACCAAGCACACACUCGUUGCAGAUACCACUCGCUGAUCAGUGACCCGAUUUGAGAAACCCUCCCCCCCGUCCGGGUUCUACUGUCGUUGGGAUUCUACCUGUCCUCAAUAACCUACCUACCUAUCUACCUCUGCUCGUAAAGACAAACCCAAUCCAGCGCUCUGCUCCUCCCUCCGUCGGACUCGAGCCCGACUCUUCCGACUUGCAUCAUCUGCUCCUCCAGAACGCUGCACAUGCCAAAAUAUCUACUGCUGAAGCUGUCACUCGUUUGCGGUUGAGCUAUCGCAUGCUCUAUGAGGCACAAUGGCUCCGUCCAUUCUCAACUUUAGAGGACUUCGGCGUCGUUCGAAAGCCAGCUUCAAGACCGACCGCUCAAACACCGACGUGUCUAGCGAUGCCAGUAACAUGACCACUCCCACUGCCACAAGCGGUGCCUCGACCCCACCAUCCAUGGCUCAAGCCUCCGAUUCUGCUCUCGAUCUCCAAGUAAAGGACUCCAAUGGGGGCAAUCCUCAAGCUCGUCCGCCGCUGCAACCGGUGCCCAAUUCCCAUCGGCACAGCGUCUCUGGUAUGGCUGGCCUUGGUUCUCCUGUCGUGGGCGGGAAGUCGGCGUUGCCAGUCUCUCAAUAUGCGCCCCGAGUUGCAAAUAUCACCGACAAUGCCUGGGUAUACCAAAAGGUUCUCCUCGUACACGGGACUAUUGGCGACUCCUUGCAGCACUCUCUCGAUGGCACUGUUUCGGUAACCCGACUCGACGACAACUUUCCACCAACAUGUUGGCCCGCAUGCAACUCCAAUUUCAAGGCCCUCGUCUACCUACAGCCAGGCCCAAACAAGAUCCGCUUCGACUUCUCAAGUCCAAAGUUGCCCAACAGCUCGUCAUCCAAUCCGAUUCACGCAUCUUACCUGACGAUACACAUGUUGCCGGCGAACAAUGCACCUCCACUCCAGCUCGCUAUCGUGAUUGCUAAGGAUUCUCCCGAGACCUUCGAUGCGGUACCUACAAGGAUUGAGCGAGAGGGCAAUGAUUUGGAGACGGCAGUCCGCAAGUUCCGAAUGGCCGCCUACCUCUGGCAAGCCUUUACAGCUGAGCAAAUGUGGCGAAACAAACUUGGACGUCGCGUCUUCAGGUUUGAGGAGGAAUGGACCGCCGGCACAUCGAACCAGCGGGAUCGAGAAAACGGAAAUCUGCGCUCCGAGGCCAGGAUCCAUAUCAUCAGAUCAGACAAGACAGUCGCCGAAAUUCGAGAUCUCGAGCUAGCGCAACAGAAUGAGAAGGCGAGCAAGAAGGGGGACCUAUACGAAAUAGCUGCCGAUGCGGUGAAACAAUACUUCAGGCCACUAGGUGGCCAGAAGCAAUACGUUUCCGUGUUGAUGCUCGAUACGCAAUGGGAUAAGGAGGCCAAUGUCGUAAGGGGUCACGCAGCGCUGGGCGGUAAUGCAGGCGAUCUGCACUUGGCCAUUUUCGGAUCUCAUUGCCUGCAAAGCUAUCCCACGAGUUUCGAAGAAGUCGUCCCUGCAUUUACGGAUUGCACUCCGACUGACCUUACCUACGUCGCCAACGAUUGCAACCAGGCUGGCAGCUCCUGGGAGGCAGCGAACAUCGGAAUUGGUGCCCAUCUCCACGAGACAGGUCACCUUUUUGGAUGUCCUCAUCAGGAAUCUGGCGUGAUGCUCCGCGACUACCUGACACUCAAUCGCAGCUUCGUGACCCGUGAGGCAUUCUGCACAAGGACCAAGUCCAAGGGAGGCCUGGUCCUUCAAGACGACGAAUGCGGUUGGCACCGCUUGGACUGUUUACGUUUCCGCGCCCAUCCCUGCUUCAGGUUGCCAAACGACCCCCCCAUGAACGCUGACGGCAGCGUCCAUGCUUUCCCAGUUGAGAGCGGAAACGUGGUUGUAAUGGCAGCGACUGGAAUCGCAUUCAUCGAGCUAUUCGCAGAGGACGAUGAUCUCUGCCGAAAAUGGAUUGAAUAUCCACUCGAAAAUAAUUCGGUGCAACGUCAACUGACAUUGAACGACCGCGAGCUACGCGAGAAGCUUCCAGAGAACAAGCGGAAGGGCCGGCUUAGGGUGUCGGUCAAAUCGCAUGGCGGCGGUUCCUUGGACAUCGACGAUUUCAAAAAGCUGUGCUCCAAAGAGUCUUCAUUCAAAUUAACCCCUGGCCCGCUCGGCAAGACAGCCUACAGAGGCAAGCCUCUGGGCCACUCAGCCAUGGAUGGCACUGAACCACAGGAAAUCAUUUUUGAGAGCGGCGGAAAACAGAAUCGAGUGCUCUCCCGCAUCAUCUUCUACCAUGGAUACGCAGUAGACGGCAUGGAAUUCGUAUACGAUGACGACACAACGCAAUUAUUUGGCAAACGGGGAGGCAAAGAGGGUGGAGAUGCGUUUGAUUUUGAUAUUCGCCGGGGUGAAUACAUCUCAGGCUUUUACGUCCGCUCGGGCGCUUGGAUUGAUGCAAUCCAGGUCCUCACGAGCUUGGGCAGACGGUCGCCUGUAUUUGGCAAUGCUCAGGGCGGAUCCACACAUACUUUGAUACCCCCAAGAGGAUACACCAUUUGCGGUGUGGCAGGCUCCUGUGGAGCUUGGGUCGACGGAUUUUCGAUCCUCAUUGUUCGAUAAAGGAAACCCGUGGGGUUUGUGUCAUUCUUGCGAGCGGCAGCUGGAGAUAAAACUUCAUAGUAUUUACGAAACGGGAGGGAGAAUUGGAGCACCAGUGCCAUCAUCCAUUUGGCAUGGGUUUCUGGCUCGUCCAAAAUCAAUGAUGGAAAUUGCACGUCUUUUCUCCAACUUCCUGGCGAAGCACGCCGAGACAUCCGCCUUAUACUGGAGUAUCACAUCCCAAAUUAUGGCACGCUAUCUCCUGGUUGGCGAGCAUCAGAUUAGGGGGUUACCAGCCUCGGAAUACCUAGCAGACGAGACGCCUUGGACAUGGACAAGACUACGUACGGGACACGGUGAAUUAGGUUGGGUGGCCACUUCGACAAAGGUGGUUUUUACAGCAGAUGAAUAAGUGAUCUGCCUCGUCGUUGUAAAUAAUACACGAAAUGAAUACACGGC
Molecule: messenger RNA, 3707 nt
Organism: Colletotrichum scovillei
Lineage: Eukaryota; Fungi; Ascomycota; Sordariomycetes; Glomerellales; Glomerellaceae
Product: metallopeptidase
Exons: 4
Coding region: 951-3269 (772 amino acids)
Cellular component (GO): cytoplasm
Source: RefSeq, a predicted model, not a curated record